AUGGACGGCUCUGGCUCCGUGUCCGUGCGGCAGGAGCCGGGUUGCGACAGCGAUCACUGGGGGCCCCACUGCAGCAACCGCUGCCAGUGCCAGAACGGGGCUCUCUGCAACCCCAUCACGGGCGCGUGCGUCUGCGCCGACGGCUACCGCGGCUGGCGCUGCGAGGAGCUCUGCGACCCGGGCAGCUACGGCAAGGGCUGCCAGCUCCAGUGCCAGUGUCACCACGGCGCCACCUGCGACCACAAGACGGGCGAGUGUCGCUGCGCUCCCGGGUACACCGGCGUGUUCUGUGAGGAGCGCUGUCCCGCCGGCAGCCACGGGGCGCAGUGCGAGCUGCGCUGCCCCUGCCAGAACGGGGGCAUCUGCCACCACGUCAGCGGGGAGUGCUCCUGCCCGCCCGGCUGGACGGGGCUGGUGUGUGCCCAGCCAUGUCCUCCUGGAACGUUUGGAAUAAACUGCAGCCAGGACUGUCCAUGCCACAACGGAGGACACUGUGACCCUGUGACAGGAAAAUGCCUCUGUACAGCCGGGUAUAUGGGAGACAGGUGUCAAGAGGAGUGUCCUGUUGGGACGUACGGCUUCCAGUGCACUCAAAGAUGUGAUUGCCAAAAUGGUGCAAAGUGCUACCACGUAAAUGGAGCAUGUAUGUGUGACCCUGGGUUUAAAGGGAUUUAUUGCCAAGAAAGAAUGUGUCCAGAAGGGUUUUAUGGCCUCAAAUGCGACAAGAGAUGUCCCUGCAGUAUUACCAACACCCUCAGUUGCCAUCCCUUGUCUGGAGAAUGUAGCUGCAAAGCUGGCUGGGCUGGCCUCUAUUGCAACGAAACGUGUCCCCCGGGAUCCUACGGCGAAGGCUGCCAGCUGAGCUGCCCCUGCCGGAACGGCGCCGACUGCGACAGCCUCACCGGGAAGUGCUCCUGCGCACCGGGCUACGUGGGAGAUGACUGCUCCAUUACCUGCAUGGCAGGAACCUACGGUACCAAUUGCUCAUCUGUUUGUGAUUGCAAAAACGAUGGUGAAUGUUCCCAUGUGGAUGGCCUAUGCAUUUGCAAGGAAGGAUGGCAAGGAGUUGAUUGCUCUAUUCCGUGUUCAAGCGGAAGCUGGGGCCUUAACUGCAACCAGACGUGUUCCUGCAGCAAUGGAGCAGCCUGCAGGCCAGUCGAUGGCUUUUGCCUCUGCUCCCCAGGGUGGCAAGGAGAGUUCUGCGACCAGCCAUGUCCGGAUGGAACAUAUGGUCUUAAUUGCAGUGAACGCUGUGACUGUAGCCAUGCAGAUGGAUGUGAUCCUGUCACCGGUUACUGCUGCUGUCUUGCUGGAUGGACAGGCAUCCACUGUGACAACGUGUGCGCCCAGGGCCGCUGGGGCCCAAACUGCUCCAUCUCCUGCAGCUGCGAGAAUGGCGGAUCCUGCUCGCCGGAGGACGGGAGCUGUGAGUGUGCGCCCGGGUACAGAGGACCCAUGUGCCAGAGAAUUUGCCCGGCCGGCUUCUACGGGCAGCAGUGCAGCCAGGCGUGCCCGCAGUGCGUGCACAGCGGCGGGCCCUGCCACCACGUGUCGGGACACUGCGACUGCCUGCCCGGCUUCGCCGGCCCGCUCUGCAGCCAAGUCUGUCCCAGUGGCAAGUACGGCAAGAACUGUGCUGAGGACUGUCAGUGCACCGAGAACGGCACGUGCAACCCCAUCGACGGAUCGUGUCAGUGCUUCCCGGGCUGGAUCGGGAAGGACUGCUCACAGACUUGUCCCGCUGGUUUCUGGGGCCCUGAUUGCUUUCAUUCCUGCAACUGCCACAACGGAGCCAUGUGCAGCCCUUUCGAUGGAGAGUGUAGAUGUACUCAUGGUUGGACUGGCCUCUACUGCACUCAGCGUUGCCCAGCAGCAUUUUAUGGAAAAAAUUGUGCCAAUGUCUGUCAGUGUCAGAACGGAGCAGACUGCGACCACAUCACGGGGCAAUGCACGUGCAGGACGGGUUUUACAGGCAAACACUGCGAGCAAAAAUGCUCACCAGGAACAUUUGGUUAUGGCUGCAAACAACUGUGUGAAUGCAUGAAUAACGCAACGUGUGACCACGUCACGGGGACCUGCUACUGCAGCCCUGGCUUCAAAGGAAUCAGGUGUGACCAAGCGGCUCUUAUGAUGGAAGAAUUAAACCCCUAUACUAAAAUUAGCCCUGCUCUUGGAUCAGAGAGGCACUCAGUGGGAGCAAUCAUUGGAAUUAUUAUUCUCCUUCUAAUUAUUAUGGUCUUGCUGGCACUGUUUGUGUGGUAUCGACGGAAACAGAAGGAGAAGGGCCAUGACAUGCCAAGUGUAUCUUAUACUCCAGCCAUGAGGAUGACUAAUACAGAUUACUCACUUUCUGGUGCUUGUGGGAUGGAUAGACGUCAGAACACAUACAUAAUGGAAAAAAGCUUCAAAGAUUACAUGAAGGAGUCUGUGUGCAGCUCCAGCACUUGUUCCCUCAACAGCAGCGAAAACCCCUACGCCACCAUCAAAGACCCCCCCGUUCUCACGUGCAAACACUCGGAGAGCAGCUACGUGGAGAUGAAGUCCCCCGGCCACAGGGAGUCCCCGUACUCAGAAAUGCCAACGUCAGCCACCGCCGCGAAGAACAUCUACGAAGUUGAGCCCACCAUCGCCGUGGUGCAGGACGCUGCCCGUGGCCAGAGCGCUGGUUACCUCCAAAGCCCGUACGACCUGCCCAGGAACAGCCACAUUCCCGGGCACUACGACCUGCUCCCCGUCCGGCACAGCCCCACGCACGGGCCGUCCUGGGACACGCAGUCCUAAAGGGAUGGACUUC
Molecule: messenger RNA, 2794 nt
Organism: Tinamus guttatus (white-throated tinamou)
Lineage: Eukaryota; Metazoa; Chordata; Aves; Tinamiformes; Tinamidae
Source: RefSeq, a predicted model, not a curated record